UGAGAGGGUUGAGGAGGUGUGGGAGUGUGGGAACCCCCCUCCCCUUUGACACUUCCCCCGCUCAAACAUCCUAGACGGAGUCUUCGGCAAUUUUUCAUAAUUGGUUAACAAGCGCGGGAAUUAUGGCGGCAAGAUACUGUAGAAGCUCAGACGAAGUUCUCUCUGUCUUAAAUAAUGCCAAGGUCCAGGAAAAAGAUUUGACAUCUAUCACCCAAGUUCUAAGCUUUCCAGAACCAAGCGAACUUGAUGAAAAUUUAGUCCUUCUGGAGCUUGACAAUGCUCUUCUAGAUUUGAUGAACCAGGGCGAAAGCUUGGUCUUCAGAGGCGACAAAAAUGAAAGUGCCGUUAUGUGCACCAAAAACAGAACUUUUGAUGUAAAAGUUGCAGAAAUUUCAAAUGCUCUAGCUCUUGUACCUGAAAUCCUUUGGGGUGGAGAUACCAAAUCCAACUCAUCUCAUGAAGAAAGAACUUUAAGCAACAAAUGUGUCGCUAAGAUAUUUUAUGAGUACCUUGAAGUGCGUCCCUGCGGACCACGUCUUCAAAAGUUACGAUCAUUGUUGGAUAAGGGACAGUACAGUGGUCCUGAAUAUGAAAGUGAAGUGCAGGACAGUGGAGUAAAAUUGUACACACUUCAUGACCUACUUCACUGUAUUCAAGCCAGUGAGGAAGAGCUUUUGACCGCUCUCAAAGAGAAUUUUGUCUGUUGCAUUAAUGGUCACUGGCGUUUCCUGGAAUUUAAUUAUCAUUUUCGUGUACUCUCUUUAAUUCUGGGACUUGUAGAUGAAAAUUCUUGGCCUUUGAAUGGUGUUGUCCGGGGUGAAGUUCUAGAAACAUUAAGCGAUGUUGUUCCUACUGUAAUUCUGGAUCAUUUACUUGAUUGGUACUGCACCGAAAACUCAGACGGGCUAACUUGUACUUUACGUGAUGACAGAAUCUGUAGAUAUCUUGGUGAGGUCCUCCUGAGACCAGCAGGGAAAUUCAAUUUACGCGAUUUUCUUUCUGCAUGGCAACAAAGUGUGCCAGAAGGAAUGGUGACUGAUAUGAAAUACCUGGAGGGAGUAGCUAUUAAAGACAUCUCAUGCCAGCCUCAAGUUGUAAGAUUUUUUCCAGAAUGGGAGCUACCUGAAGACAUAGCAGAAAGAUUUAGGAUUUUGUUUCAUACAAGAGAGAAAUGGACCAUUGAUGAUAUACGUCCUUAUGUCGAGCGUCUAACAACUAACAAGAUGAAUGUCAAUGCACUUCUUACCAAAUAUGCAAGAGCUUCAACAUUGAAUGGUGUUAAGCUGUACAGUGCUCGUCAUGGAAAAUAAGGCUUAUGUUAAGUCAGACAUACUUCAAUAACUUUUAAGAAUUAGCACUUAUAUAGAUAUAAAAAAAAACAAUUAAAAUAGUAUAUUUAAGUACACA
Molecule: messenger RNA, 1407 nt
Organism: Thrips palmi
Lineage: Eukaryota; Metazoa; Arthropoda; Insecta; Thysanoptera; Thripidae
Product: sister chromatid cohesion protein DCC1
Exons: 8
Coding region: 123-1310 (395 amino acids)
Biological process (GO): maintenance of mitotic sister chromatid cohesion; mitotic sister chromatid cohesion
Cellular component (GO): chromosome, centromeric region; nucleus; chromatin
Source: RefSeq, a predicted model, not a curated record